Molecule: messenger RNA, 1476 nt
Organism: Oppiella nova
Lineage: Eukaryota; Metazoa; Arthropoda; Arachnida; Sarcoptiformes; Oppiidae
Source: the annotation of a GenBank genome assembly
AUGUCUGCAAAACGUGUGAAUCAGUUGAGUGUAAAAGUGCAAGUCGGCAACUGUGGUUUGGGUGCCUACCCAGCGACCCUAGCGCUCGCGGCGUCAGCCGCCUCAUCCAGAGCCUCAGGCGCUUCUUCAGCACGCUCGCCAAGCAGCGGCUUCUCCCUCUGCGGCAGUCGUCGCGACCGAUCCCGAGAGCGGUCCCGAAGUCCGCAGAGAGACCGCCGAAGAGGUGGCGGCGACCGGAAGGCGCGCGACGAUCGCCGCAAAGUGGAGGACAUAAUCGGCGGUGAAGUUAAUUACGAGACCUUCGAUAAGGACGAACAGCAGAGGAAGUUAGAGGUACUCAUGCAGGAGAGGAGGGAAAGGGUCGAGAAGUGGCGACAGAAGCAGAAGUCCAACGGCACCGAAGCCGACAAUCCGGAGGUGAAGAGCGAGGAGAGCGCCGCCGAAGAGGUCAAGAAGACCUGGACUCUGGAGGACGAGAAUGAGGACGAAGAGGAGGACAACGAGGCGGUGGAGCCCAUGGACGACGACUUAGAGGACGAGCACACGAUUAAACCGCCGCCGAAGAGAGUGGAGGACACGGAGGAAGAGAUCAGUAAACUAGAGGUGAAGAUCGAGAAACCAAUUAAAGUAGAGGUGAAACCCACUCCGCCUGAGCCCACGCCCGACGAAGACAUCGACCCAUUGGACGCAUAUAUGCAGGGAAUACAGGAGGAGGUGAAGAAAAUGAGAUCCAAAACCGUGAAGUCCAACGAAAAGGACAAUAAAGUGACUUUAGUUGUGGGGAUCGCCAAGAAGGCGGUCCAACAAAACAAAGGCGAACUCAUUGAGCAAAAUAUGGACGCUUUGGAGUACUCUUCGGAGGACGAGGGGACCAAAGACGACGAUCUGUCGAAUGUUAUGGACUCUCUUCAGAAUAAGCCGAAGCAGAAGAAGUUGAUGACUAUCUCGAAGGAUGACAUCACAUACCAGUCGUUCAGAAAGAACUUCUAUAUAGAAGUCCCGGAGUUGACUAAAAUGUCUGCCGAAGAGGUGGAGGCGUUUAGGGCCGAAAUGGAGGGCAUUAAGGCUAAGGGCAAGGGGUGUCCCAAACCCAUCAAGACAUGGGCUCAGUGUGGGGUCAGUAAGAAGGUGUUGGAUGUGCUCAAGAGAAACAAUUACGAAAAGCCGACUCCAAUCCAAUGUCAAGCCAUUCCUGCCAUUAUGUCCGGUCGUGAUCUGAUAGGAAUCGCCAAAACAGGUUCCGGCAAAACGUUAGCCUUUUUGUUGCCAAUGUUUCGCCAUAUCAUGGAUCAGCCGCCGCUCGAGUCGGGCGACGGACCCAUUGCUGUCAUAAUGACUCCGACCCGAGAGCUCGCGACACAGAUUUGGUCCGAAUGUAAGCGCUUCUCAAAGGCACUGAACUUACGAGUGGUUGCCGUUUACGGCGGAACUCCUAUUUCCGUCGUUUAUCCUCUUGAUUUUGGCCCGCGACUCUAG